Molecule: messenger RNA, 1179 nt
Organism: Drosophila guanche
Lineage: Eukaryota; Metazoa; Arthropoda; Insecta; Diptera; Drosophilidae
Exons: 3
Coding region: 435-797 (120 amino acids)
Source: RefSeq, a predicted model, not a curated record
UAUUCCUAUGUAUAUCUGUUAAACAAAUAUUUUGACAUAUAAGUUUCGACCAGGAAAAGUGGUCAAAUGCCCCAUAGUGCAAUAUAAUGAGCGCCCAACCUUACGCGUCGGCAAGCAAAUUUUUUGAAAUAAGACGAGGCUGCCGCCGACGAGACCUCCUUACAGUUACUUCAUGCUCCACUACCACUUCGAACAAAGAACUAAUACAUCUGUACAUAUACAUAAACUCUUCGACUACCAGGUAUAAUAAGUACAAUACUGACACAACUUCACUUAGGUUGAAAGGCACAGAGUCAGUAAAUCUUACAUUGUGACUUACUGUAAGCUCGUUACUAAAAGACCAAGGGGAUUUACUCUAAGUAUUAUCUGCUCAUCCAUAUUAGUAAAUUCACGUGGUGACAUAAUUUUAGCAAAGAAAUUCCCUAAUUCUAAGCAUGGUACCCCACAAGAAGCGUAUCAUCUCGGCAAUAAAACUACGAGGCUACAUCGAUGCGGUGGUGGAGCAGCAGAUGAACAAGCAUUGGCCCCCAGUGCGGCAUUCCUCUAUAGCGCUGAGAUCUGCGUAUAUGCAAUCGACUCGACUGAAAUUCCGAUCGAACAGCAGCAGCAGCAAGAACCGCAGGAGUAGCAAUUGGACAUGUGUGGCUUUUUAUCACAGGUUUUACAAUGAGAAAAUUGAGGAGGAAACAACUGGGAUUGAUUUCAACUAUUACAAUGCAUGCAUGCUCUCAAGUACCAUCAAAAUACACAUAAGCCAGGAGCUUUCGCUCAAGUUCAGAAGCUGUGAAAGAGAAUGAAUUUCACAGCGCGCAAAAUCACAGUGUCACAACGGUCUCUUAAGGUACUGUUAUUUUCAACAUCAGAAAGAGAAGGCUGUUUUCUCUUCAUGAUGCUACUGACGGUGCUUUUGCUCCUGAAAAAUGCUUGGAGAGUUGGGCUACUAGAAGGAAAAGAGGCCAUGAUGAUGGUGUAGAUGUCUGCUGCUUCUACUGUUGUUCUUUUCCUUGGAACCAACGCUGCGGAUGCUGCUUUGUUGGUUUUGUGCUGGUGCUGCUGGUCAUACAAGAACUGAUUUUGUUUUGGCUUAUCAUGUGUAAAUCAGUUUAACUACUGGUAAUGAAAAGAAUAGAGCUACGCCUGGUUCGCUCUUAACGUCUGUUACAACUUAAGAAAAGUGAA